UCUCACUUAUCACCAACGUCGACCCAUCAGAGUCAGUCAGCAAGCAAGCAGUAGCAACAUAAACAGGCAGAAGGAUUUAUGCUGCCACUAUUUCUCACCUGCCACCAGAUUACGGAUUCCGUUGAUCGUCCCCGUCCAGACGCAAUCAUCAUCGCCAAGUUGGUGUCGGCCAUCCUCUGUCCCGUUUUUGGUGCGUGUCCCAAAAAGUUGAAGGGAGCAGAGUGUUGACGACCCUUGGAAGUGUGUUCCGAAGUUACGCGUUUGACGUUUGACCACUUCCUUCCCUGCUCGAGUAGCGAAGAGAGCGAGUGUCCUUGAAGCGGCGCGAUGGAUCCGGACGAGUUUGAAGAGUUCGUCGGGGCCGCUCUGGCCCAGCAGUCUCAGCCCCCGCAGCAGAAGGUCAUCGUGCAGCGCAACUCGCCGAUCCUGUUCCCCGGCGGCGGACCGUUGACGCUAAACGCGACCAGUUCGCUGCUGGUGCCCAACUCGUCGGUCCAGCCACCGCCGCAGCUGUCCUUUGGGACGGCGGCCGUCGGACCGUCCCUCGUGGAUGCCACGUCCGUCAUCGUGCUCAACAAGGACUCGCUGUCCACGCCGAUGGCGAUUCCGAUCAACGUUGUGACGGCGGCGGAACAGUCGCAUCAGCCGUCGAGUCAGUUCAUGCAAAAGGUCGUGAUGGCAGCCGGAACCGGAGCGGGUUCCGUACAGCUCAUGCCCGCCGGAACCAUGAAGAGCCUCCAGCAGAAGAUGCAAACCCCCGGCUUCAAGCUGCAGAUCGGCAACACCAAUAUCAUGUCCCUCCAGCAGAAGCUCAUCACAACGAGCCCCGUGAUCAACCAGCAGCAGCAGCAACUAACAGUACCAGCUCCCCAACAGGUCACCAUGAUCCAAGCGUCGACAUCCUCGUCGUCCAACCCUCCCACACUCACCCUUCCCGGCCCCGCCGGCCGUCUUCCGUCGUCGAUUAAAAUCCUCAAACCGAUCGCGCCCAAACCGGUCAUCAACUACACCAGCACGGUCAUCAAGCCGGCUCAGCCUCAGGAGGUGGUGGCUGCCAACAGUGGCAACACUGCCGCAGCUGCCGCCGCUGGAAGCCCAUCCAGCGUGUGCCACCACGUGCUUCCGUUCGGAACGACCAUCAAGGUGACGGCCGGGAACGAACAGCUUCCGAUGUUGAAGGGCCAGCAGCUCAUCCAGGCCGCGGCUUCUUUGCAGCAAGCUCAACAGGGACCGCCACUUCCGCAGCUGGUUCCAACCCAACCGCAAUCUCCCCAGACUGCGCAGCUGCUGAAGCAGAUUCGUCCGGCAUCGCCUGCGGCGGCCGUUGCGUCCACGAUUGUGCCCCAGCAGGGUGCGGUUCUGUCGCCCAACCAGAACAAGGUGAUCAUCAACAAGAUCUACUACAAACCGGCGGAUGGUCAGGUGGCGUCGCGGAUUGUGUCCACGCCUCCGCUUUCGCCCGUUUCGAUGCCGGAUUUGAAGCGCAAAAUUAUCAUUUCUGCCCCGCAGCAGCAGUCGGGAAUCGUGGCGGGUCAACGGCAGCGGAUGCCGUCGCCCUGCAGCAAUCAGAUCAUCGUGCAGAGCUCGAGUUCGGUGCCGUUGCCCCGCAUCGAUCACCUUCCCACGAGCGUCCAGGCCGUGCUGAACUCGUGCACCAACAACAGCAGUAUCACGGUGACUCCGUUGGUCACUCCGGUCGCAGCGGUCACUGUGGAGGAAGUUUCGCUGGAACCGACGACUUCGGAAGUGGUGCAGCUGGCGAGCAACUCCACGAUGGGGGAUGUUUCCGAAGCGGAAGUUUCGUCUACGACCUCCGAACAGCUGCUGAUUGCGGCUGGGGGGGUCGUCGAGAGUCAGGAGAGCUUUAACAGCAGCGAUUUGGUGAUUUCGACGGAAUCGAUGGAGGAAGAUGUGGCGGAGGAAGUUGCUGAGCAGCAGGAGGAGGAGGAGGACGAUGAGGAGGAGGAGGUGGAAGAGACGGUACUGCAGAAGAUAGUGAAUGAGGAGGAGCGUCCGAAGACGCCGGACGAGCAGGAAGUCACGCUGGAAGAUUUGCUCAACGAGCAGAUCAAGAGUCCGAGACUUCAGAAGCGUGCGAAUUCGGAGUACCAGCAAGCGCCAGUCGUCGCUCCGGCUAGGAGACUUUCCGAGCCACUUCAGCAAGAAGUGGCGCCCGAAGUCCCACCGGAGGACGAAAUUCCUCCGAUGCCGAAGCCACUGUCGGUCAUCAAGAAGUCCGGCCGCAGCUCGUCGGUAAGUCGGCGCAGCAGCUCAACGAAAACGAUCCACUCGUCACUGCUGUGCAGCGAGAAGUUCGAAAUGUCCUCGGACGAGAGUCGUAGCAUCAAGACAUCGGCGUCAAGCCUGCACACGAUCAGUCCCCCGAAGAAGGAGGAGACGUCGUCGGAAUCACCGCCGGCCUACGAUCAGGACAAGCUGCAGACGGCCAUCCAGAACUACAAGAAGUCGAUGGGAGGUGGCGGCAAGAAGAGUCGUUCCGAGUCACGAUCGGUGAAGGGUGGGGGAGAUGCAAAGGAUGAGGACAAGGACGACAAGGACUUCGUUGAAGGCGAUAUCGGAUCGACACCAUCAGAUCUGAUCAAGUGGGACGACGGCAUAGGUUACAUCAAGAACAGCUAUCUUCACUUCCAGUUCAACCAGUUUGGGCUUGUAGAACCGAUGGAGACCAAGGAAUAUCUGAAGCAUGUUAAAACCAACGUGUACGAAUCAGUGAAAGACCCUCUCCAGACGAGGAUCACCACUUCCGGCAAGAACAAGCGUAAACUCAACCCGUCUGACGGGUCCUACAAGUGCCGAGGUUGCAAGUGCCGUGGCACGGCCCGCGAGUUCGCCACCCCCGACUACUGCUCGGUCGCCUGCAUGAAGCAAACCAAGAACGAACCCCUUCUCUCAAGCAUUGCCCGCUCCAAGAAACUCCAACGCAAGGGUGUCGCCUCAUCCGAGUCAGAAUCGGCCCUGUCCACCCAAACCCCACUCCCAACCAGCGACGACGACUCGCUCGCAAGUUCCCUCAACUUCACCAACGCGUUCAAAGAGAAAAACCUCAUCCCCAAGCGAGAACCCCAAACCGACCCCGAACCCAAAUUCGCCUGGGAGAGCUACCUCGCCCAAACAAAGGGCACCCCCUCCCCCCUGAACCUCUUUGUGAACCCUUACCCAACCGGAACGAACAAAUUCCGCCCAGGCAUGAAGCUCGAAGCGAUCGACCCGGAAAACAACUCGCUCUUCUGCGUGUGCACCAUCAUGGAGGUGCGAGGCUAUCGGAUGCAGCUCACCUUCGAUGGGUACUCGCGCGAUUACGACUUUUGGGUGAACGCGGACUCGCUGGACAUCUUCCCGCCCGGGUGGUGUCGCAAAACCGGACGCGUUCUGCAGCCGCCCAAAGGGUACGACGAAAACUUCCGCUGGCUGGAGUACCUCACGAAGACGCGCUCGAUGGCCGCCUCGCGGUACCUGUUUGCGCAUCUGAAUGGCACGCAAUCUGAAAGCACCAACAAGUUCGAGGUCGGCAUGAGCCUCGAGGCGGACGACCUGAAAAAGUCCGGCAAGGUGUGCGUGGCCUCGGUCACCGACAAGAUCGACAACCGCAUCCUGGUGCACUUUGACGGCUGGGACGAGCGGUACGACUACUGGGUGGACAUCCGGUCGCCGUACAUCCACCACAUCAACUGGCACCAGGAGAACGGGUACAGCAUAACGGCGCCGCCAGAUUGGACCAAGGGUGACUUUGACUGGGCCAAGUACAUCCGCAUCAAGUCACGGCGUAUUGGACGGCCCAUCAUUCCGGCGGACAAGACGCUGUUUGAGACGCGCGACCCGAUGAACUUCCGGCCGGAAAUGAAGCUGGAGGUGGUGGACCGCAAGAACCAGAUGCUGAUCCGGCCGGCGACCGUCAUCGAGACGGACGGGUACGAGAUUAAGGUGUGCUUCGACGGGUGGCCAAACUUUUACUCGUUCUGGAUUGAGGACGACAGCCCGGACAUUCACCCGAUGAACUGGUGCAAGCGGACGGCCCAUCCGAUCGAGUUUCCACCAAAUUAUCGGCCGGCAUCGAUCAAGAGCACGUGUGAGAUUCCGUUCUGCCUGGGUCAGGGCAACGCCAAAUUCCUGAGCCAUCGGAACCACACCAAAGUCGGUGAAUGUCCAUACCGGACCAACAACUGGCUGCUGGAAGACCGCAAACAGUUGAGAGUUACUCAUGAACAAAUCGUAACGACCAACGGUCACGAUCCCUCACCGGAAGCGGCUGCCCCUCCCCCAGCAGGCGCCAUCCAGCCGGACGUCCCCGCUCCGAAAAAGAUCAAAAAGGAACUCGACGAACCCAGCCCCGUCCUCCCCGUUUCCCGCUCAUCCCCUGCCGUACUAGCAGCAAAACCCACCCAAGAACCACCAACAUCCGCCCCCACCAUCACCACCUCGGCCGCCCUCGACCCGCUCGUCAGGACGGCCCUCCCCGUCAUCUCCGACUUUGGCCCGCGCCUCAAGCAAUCGUACCGGCUGUGGAAGGCCAGCUCGCGCAUUCUGGAUCGCUGCACCGACGGCCUCUCCGAGUACGAUCGUAAUCCGCUGCGCUGGUCGGUGGACGAGGUGGCCUCGUACGUUGAGCGGUUCCCCGGGUGUGGCCUCGUCGCCAGUCAGAUUCGCGACGAGCAAAUCAACGGAGCCGCGUUCCUGAGUCUAACGCAGGACGAUCUGGUCAAGUAUCUGGACGUGAAGCUGGGACCGGCCAUCAAGCUGUACAACCGCAUCAUUCAUUUGCGGCUCGAAGUGGAGAAGCAUUUUCUCAAGUUUUAAAAUGCCAUCGAGUGGCGGCGUCGGAGAGCUUAAGUUAUGAGUUUGUAGUGUAUUAAAGGUAGUUUGCUAGCAGAACCAGCAAAAAAGUUAGCUUAUUUAAGGUAUACCUCUCGCCCCUUUUUUGUCGUCGUUCGAGUUGUAAAUAGUGUCGUUACGAAAUUUCUUCCAAGUUUUGAGAAUAAAACAAGCAACAUAAUCAAGAGCAAAUAAAAGAUAAUAAAUCUUGCAGCUUCGUGAAGUAGUUGAUUAAA
Culex pipiens pallens (northern house mosquito) is the source of this 5066-nucleotide messenger RNA. RefSeq names its product lethal(3)malignant brain tumor-like protein 3 (gene l(3)mbt). The transcript has 7 exons. Gene Ontology annotation, molecular function: zinc ion binding; protein binding. Gene Ontology annotation, cellular component: nucleus. Lineage: Eukaryota; Metazoa; Arthropoda; Insecta; Diptera; Culicidae. Bases 328 to 4815 code for a protein of 1495 amino acids. The record is from RefSeq and is a predicted model, not a curated record. Gene Ontology annotation, biological process: regulation of DNA-templated transcription.